Molecule: messenger RNA, 1041 nt
Organism: Miscanthus lutarioriparius
Lineage: Eukaryota; Viridiplantae; Streptophyta; Magnoliopsida; Poales; Poaceae
Source: the annotation of a GenBank genome assembly
AUGCCGGCGGGCGCGGGUGCUGCUGUGAAGGGAAAGACGGCGUGCGUCACCGGAGGGAACGGGUACAUCGCUUCGGCACUGGUGAAGAUGCUGCUGGAGAAGGGCUACGCCGUCAAGACGACUGUCAGAAAUCCAGAUGACAUGGAGAAGAACUCCCACCUGAUGGAGCUGCAGGCGCUGGGCCCCCUGGAGGUCCUCCACGCCGACCUGGAUUACGAAGGCAGCUUCGACGACGCCCUCGCCGGCUGCGACUACGCCUUCCUCGUCGCGGCUCCGGUGAACCUCACGUCCGAGAAUCCGGAGAAGGAGCAGAUCGAGCCGACCGUGCGAGCAACCCUGAACGUGCUGCGGUCGUGCUUGAAAGCCGGCACGGUGAGGCGCGUUGUCCUCACCUCGGCGGCCUCCUCCAUCUGCAUCGCUCCGCUGGAGGGCGACGGGCACGUGCUGGACGAGCACUCCUGGUCCGACCUGGACUACGUCACCGCCGAGAAGCCACCAGCCUGGGGGUACGUCAUCUCCAAGGUGCUUGCGGAGAAGGAAGCGUUCAGGUUCGCGCAGGACCACGGCAUCAGCCUCGUCGUCGUGUGCCCGGUCCUCACCGUGGGCGCGUCGCCGGCGCCCAAGGCGUGCGCAAGCGUCCGGGCUAGCCUCUCCAUGCUAUCCGGUGACGAGGCAGCGCUGGCCAUGCUGAAAGGCAUCGAGAAGUCCUUCGGCGCGGUGCCGGUCAUCCACCUGCACGACCUCUGCCGCGCCGAGGUGUUCCUCGCCGAGAUGGCGACGGCGUCGUCAGGGAGGUACAUCUGCAGCAGCGUCGGCACGACCGUCGUCGAGAUCGCCCGGUUCCUGGCAGAACAGUACCCACAGUACCACGUGAACAUAAAGCAGUCCGGUGACGAUGAGCUCCUGGAGAAGCCGAGAGCGAGCCUUUCGUCCGCCAAGCUGGUGAAGGAGGGGUUCGAGUUCAAGUACAACACCCUGGAUGCGAUAUACGGGGACGUGAUCGAGUACGGCAAGGCACUGGGGAUUCUUCUCCGGUACUGA